This is a messenger RNA of Xylona heveae TC161, 2051 nucleotides long. RefSeq lists its product as hypothetical. The record is from RefSeq and is a predicted model, not a curated record. Gene Ontology annotation, molecular function: DNA-binding transcription factor activity, RNA polymerase II-specific; zinc ion binding. The transcript is spliced from 5 exons. Gene Ontology annotation, biological process: regulation of DNA-templated transcription. NCBI's taxonomy places the organism in Eukaryota, Fungi, Ascomycota, Xylonomycetes, Xylonales, Xylonaceae. The annotation marks the transcript as partial. Gene Ontology annotation, cellular component: nucleus.
GAAUGUACAUAAUGCCGACUCUGAACUCGAACCGCCUGACGUCAAGGUCCGGCAAGCUUCCCGCAUGUGACCCAUGUCGGGCAAUGAAGCUGCGAUGCGACCAUGGGAGACCGGCUUGUUCGAGAUGUAGGGAAAGAGGCAGAACUGCUGACUGUGCAUAUCGGGCGAGACCAUUCAGAAGACCCUUUGGUCGGACUUCAGACGAGCAGAAGCCCAGAGAAGAUGAAGCAAGCUCUGUGGUGCCAAGUCCGGGACUUUCCAGAGAUCCGGUAGUCCCAUCCGUUCAAUAUCCCAACCCGGGCUAUUUAGGAUCGUCUAGCCAUACGACACUCUUCAAUCAGCUACAGCUUCCAAUAGAUACAGAAUCUGGUGUUUCGAGUCGAGAGACCGAGUAUACCUCAACCGCACAGACGGAUUAUGUAGUUAAUGAUACCUGCAUCUCAAGGGGCGCAGAGCUUAUCCUCGAACUGCAUCGUGUAUCUUUGAUCCAGCCGUUCGCCCAGCUCUUCAAGAAAUGGGAAAGCACAGGAACAAAUCUUGCUCUAGCCGGUCCCUUCACCGGGCCUUGUGCAUCCACAGCUGUACACACACUGUCACAAUGUGAUGGAACACUUACAACUGCCACAGCCAUUUCCAGGAACCUCUUUUAUCGUUCCCGUCGUCCUAUAUCCUUCAGUUCAGAUACAACAUUUGAUGAAUACUGUAUUAACUUCUCUGGACGAAACGCUCGAUGGGAAACUUUUGGACUCUUCUUCACUGCCGUUUGUCGAGCCUCUGUAGACCUGGCUUAUGCAGAACCUCUCUAUGGCUCGGAGCAACAACGCCGUAAAAUCCAAAAAUUGACACUCUCAUACUCAGACCAAUGCUUAGACCUUUGUCUACCGCUGGAUUGUAUGAAUGAUUUGCAACUUUUUCUCCAAUAUGAGAAUUUUAUCUCUCAUUCGCAGGUUGAUGGUGAUCAGAGCUACCUCUCUUGGCGGAAACUGGGAGACGUAGCAGCCUCCCUAUUCGCUCUUGGCUACCACCAACAACAAACAGAGUCAUUUCGCGCUACCCCUCACUUCCUUCGUGAUCUUCGCCAAAGAGCUUUUUGUCGGACAUACUCAGCAGAUAAAAAUGUGUCAAUAUUUCUCGGAAGACCACCUCGAAUCAUACGCAAGUUUUGUCGCUUUUAUCUUCCAGGGAAACAUCCACAGGACACCCAGGAAGCGUCUCGCAAGCCAGCAGUCUGGGACUUUGCUGAAAAGCCGGAUUUCAUCACGGACUCCAGGUGGGCCGCUCUUUGUGCAAUAUUAAAGGAGGAUAUAUUGGAUUUGUUUACCGAGGAAAACUAUGACGAAAGGGUCCGACAGGCACGGCUUAUAGAUGAUGAUGCCCAUGCUCAAUGGAAUGCUGUCCCUAAUAUCUAUCGUCUUGAGUGUAGUCUCAAGGCUUGUGACCGUCGACCAGUGGAGCGUGACUUGAUGGUCAAUAUGAAGCUCAAUUAUCUUCAUGUACAAUUUCUUUUACGGCUGGCAUUACUCCGCCCUAUUACCACGGAUCCGGAUCAAGAACUAAUUCGUAUUUCUACGGACAUGCUUGGUCUUGUUGUAGAGACAAUUAUGCUCAAGGACCAGAUCAUCAAUUCUGGCACAUCGUUAGUCUGGAAGGUUGCAUACUAUGGCUUAUCAGCCGCUGGGCUGAUAUCCCUAACCCUUAUAAACCGAUCCUUUGCUACAGAGACCCUUUACAGUAGUAUAUCCAAAGUGUUCCAAGACCUGAGCAUCCUGGUAGGAGAGAUUGAAUGUGGAACACUAGUUUAUGUUGACUCACCCAAUUAUGCCCUACUGGCUCGUGCCUCUGAAACAAUUAAGAGUCUCCUGGACCGCAUAAUGUCCCCUUUAUGCAACAUGACAACAGCUUUGGGCAAUCAACCAGAUAUGCAAGUAGAGUCCGACCAGAUGACUACUUCGGAAGAUGGCACCUGGGGGCUGUGGGACAGCAACAGUCUCCAAGAUUUUGAAAUCAACUUCUGGCACAAUCUUGCUGUCCAUCCUUUUCUUAGUCAUUAG